Messenger RNA from Anisakis simplex (herring worm), 762 nucleotides. The record is from the annotation of a GenBank genome assembly. Lineage: Eukaryota; Metazoa; Nematoda; Chromadorea; Rhabditida; Anisakidae.
AAGCAGUAUCAGCAGAAACAGCCAUCGACCAGUUACAGUGAUGAUGAUCACGUUAACAAUAUAACACCUCGAUCAUCGAAUGAAACUCUGCGAAUGAUGUUGGAAAUGAAACAUAGAAUUGAAAAAAAUAAACGGAUAUUAAGUGCGUCGUGUCCAUUGAUUAAAAGUAACCAUUCGACAUCACCACCUUCAUUAUCAGUGCAAGGUAGAGGGAUUGAUAUUGCAGGUCGAUUGCAUGACGGUGUGCAUUUGGAUGAUGAGAACUCCGCAGAGGAUAGUACUGAAGACGUGCCCAAUGAUAAGAACGGUAGUGUUGAUUCGUCGUCAUGCACACCAAAGAAGACUAAUGAUGGCGAAUCUUCUUCGUACAUAUUUCGCUCCACAUUGGAUUGUAUCAAACAAGAGCUGUCAGCCUUAACAGAAGUUCGAUCGAGAAUAUCGUUACAGUCUAAUUCACCACAAUGCAAUGUCAGUCCCCCAACAACGUCAGUCUCUCCUCCACAGUCUCAAAUGAAUGUUAUUCCAAUAGGAGUGGAUAAGUAUUUGUCAGGUGGCUUUAUUAAAUGGUGUAAACGUAUUGAAUGGAUCGUUGACGAGAGUGAAUUAGUGGCGAAAAUGGUACAGAAUUCUGCGAAUUGUUCAUUUGGAUCGAUUCUUUUGACGGGUGCGCCUUGCACUGGUAAGUCGUGUUUAUCGGCGGUGAUUGCGAAAGGUAUCAGUAAGAAAGGAAUUCGAUUGUUGAGUGGUGAUGAUAUAAUUGGA